Molecule: messenger RNA, 658 nt
Organism: Humulus lupulus (European hop)
Lineage: Eukaryota; Viridiplantae; Streptophyta; Magnoliopsida; Rosales; Cannabaceae
Product: large ribosomal subunit protein eL15z-like
Exons: 1
Coding region: 38-652 (204 amino acids)
Biological process (GO): cytoplasmic translation
Cellular component (GO): ribosome; cytosolic large ribosomal subunit
Molecular function (GO): structural constituent of ribosome; RNA binding
Source: RefSeq, a predicted model, not a curated record
CCUCAACCUACUUAGUGUGCAACUCAUUUCUGAUCCAAUGGGGGCUUACAAGUACGUUUCGGAGCUAUGGAGGAAGAAACAAUUUGAUGUGAUGAGGUUCUUGCAGAGGGUAAGGUGUUGGGAAUACCGCCAGCAUCCUUCCAUCGUCCGAGUCACUAGGCCAACACGCCCAGACAAGGCUCGUCAUUUGGGUUACAAGGCCAAGCAGGGAUACGUUGUUUACCAUGUAUGCGUGAGGCGUGGUGGAAGAAAGAGGCCAGUCCCCAAGGGUAUUGUCUAUGGUAAGCCCACAAACCAGGGAGUUACUCAAUUGAAGUUUCAGAGAAGCAAGAGGUCUGUUGCUGAGGAACGUGCCGGACGCAAGUUAGGAGGUCUCAGGGUUCUCAAUUCCUACUGGAUCAACGAGGAUUCGACUUACAAGUACUUUGAGGUGAUAUUGGUGGAUGUUACCCACAACGCAGUCUGUAAUGACCCAAGAAUCAAUUGGCUCUGCAAUCCUGUUCACAAACACAGAGAGCUUCGUGGUCUUACCUCUGCAGGCAAGAAGUUCAGAGGUCUGCGUGGAAAGGGACACAGGAACCACAAGAACCGACCUUCCCGCAGGGCAACAUGGAAGAAAAACAACACUUUCUCUCUUCCGCGUUACCGUUGAUUUUGG